AGCUUUCGAACAAAAUAGAUUUUUACGUGUCCUUUAAAAAGUUAUAGAAUUUUCACCUUGUUUGGUUCAGUUUCGCAGUGAAAUCCAGUGAAUUAGCAACGUUAUUGUGUCGUUUUCGAGGGGGCAGUAAAUUUGCGCAUCGAAUCACGAUGGGCAACCAGCUGGUUGGUGUAGCCCCGUCGCAGAUUUUUCCCGUCGAACACUAUCUCACGGGAUCGUUCGAGUCGGAUUUGCAGUAUGAAUCAGGAAUGGGGAGCACCCGGUUCCUUAAAGUGGCCCGAGCCAAAAGCGACGAAGGGCUGGUUGUGGUGAAAGUUUUCGUCAAACAUGAUCCGUCGCUGCCGCUGGAGCAGCACGUCGACAAGAUUGAAUACAUCAAGAAGAGCCUGGCAAAUGCGGUAAACUGUUUGCCGUUUCAGCGAGUUUUAACAACAGACCGAGCUUGCCUCAUCAUAAGAGAAUACGUGAAGCACAGCUUGUACGACAGAGUCUCGACGCGUCCAUUUCUAACGUUGAUCGAGAAGAAAUGGAUUACCUUCCAAAUCCUGUGCGCCAUGCAUCAAUGCCACAAGCAGAAGAUCUGCCACGGGGACAUCAAGCUGGAGAACAUAAUGAUCACGUCGUGGAACUGGAUCUUACUGUCGGAUUUUGCUUCCUUCAAACCGACGUACCUGCCGGAGGACAAUCCGGCCGAUUACAGCUUCUUCUUCGAUACCAGCAGACGGCGAACGUGCUACAUUGCUCCGGAGCGCUUCGUCAAAUCGGCCAGCGGGGAAUCGAAACCGGACGGCCCACUGGUGGGCGACGGCCCCUGCUAUACCGGGAAUCUCCAGCCGGAAAUGGACAUAUUCUCGGCUGGAUGUGCGCUGCUCGAACUUUGGACCGAGGGAGCUGCGCCGUUUGAGUUCUCGCAGCUUUUGGCUUACCGUCGCGGAGAAGUGGAAAUGGUCAACAAACAUCUGGAAUGUAUCGAAAACGAUCGGCUCAAAGCCCUGCUUCAGUCGAUGCUGAGCUUAAAUUCGAAAGAUCGCAAAUCGGCGGAAAUCUAUUUGGACCAGGAGAGGGGGAAAUUGUUCCCGGAGUAUUUUUACUCGUUUUUGCAGUCGUACCUGCAAAUGUUUUCAACGAUCCCGAUCGUGCCGGCCGAUGAGAAGAUAACGCGGCUAUAUUCGGAUAUCGAGCAGAUCAUCAAGAUCGUUACCGGGCGGGAUGAGCACGAAGGCGUGGAUGACGUUGAUUGCGGAAAUGAGGAUCAGGAUUGCUCCAAGGCGCAAUCGGACAACGAUGGGCUGAUCUUGAUAACAGCGGUGGUUACUUCCUGCAUUCGAGGUCUCAAGUUUUGUGAAUCCAAACUUGCCACUCUGGAAAUCCUCCAGAAGCUUGCAGAAAACACCACAUCCGAAACCAUUCUAGAUCGUAUCCUACCGUAUAUCCUUCACCUAGCCCAGGACGCCAAACCCCGAGUGCGGGUCAGCUCCCUGGACACUCUGACCGUUUGUCUUAGCAUGGUGAAGAACCUUUCGAGGAGCGAUGCCAACGUGUUCCCGGAUUACAUCCUCCCGGCAAUUGCACCGCUGGCAACCGACAGUUCCACCAUGGUACGGGUAGCUUACGCCAAGAACAUAGCGUCCCUGGCGGAGACUGCCGUCGGAUUCCUCGAGCAGUCCCAGUUUAGCUGCAGUUCCGAAAACCAUCCGGCGCCGCACUACGAAACCGAGCUCAGUGCCCUGCAUGAAAUGCUUCAUCAAUCGGUUCUGUCGCUGCUGACCGAUCCGCAGCCCAUCGUCAAGCAGAUGCUCAUGGAAUCGGGCAUCACCAAACUUUGCGUAUUUUUCGGCCGGCAGAAGGCGAACGACGUCAUUCUGUCGCACAUGAUCACAUUCCUGAACGACAAGGAGGACAAAAGUCUGCGGGGGUCCUUCUUCGACUGCAUCAUCGGAGUGGCCGCCUUCGUCGGGUGGCACUGUUCGCCGAUGUUGAUUCCUCUGCUGCAGCAAGGGCUCACCGAUCCGGAGGAGUUUGUCAUAGCCAAAGCGAUCCGGGCGACCACUUCGUUGAUUGAGCUGGGUCUCAUCCAGAAAUCCGGAAUCAUCGAGUUCAUAGCCGAGUGCGCAUGCUAUCUAAAUCAUCCGAAUCUCUGGAUUCGGCACGAAAUUGUCGGUCUGAUUUCGACCGCAGCCAGAGUGCUGAACGCGUUGGAUGUCCAGUGUAAGAUCAUGCCGUCGAUAGCGAAUCACCUGAAGAGUCCGCUGAUACAAGUGGAAAAGCCGGAACUGUUGAUGGACAGUUUGCUAGCGCCGAUUCCCAGGAGUAUCUACGAUGCGGUGGUUAAGUGUCACGAUAUCAACCAGCUGAUUGAAGUGCUUCGGGAGCGACGGCAGGCCCGGAGUAGAUGUGGCGAUGGAUUCAUUCCGCAGUACGGGGAGAUGACCACGCAGAUGAAAAAUCUAUUCCGGCGCCUUUCGACCGAGGGCCUCACCGAUCUGAUAGAGUCCCAACUGCUCUCGAUGAGUGCACAUCUUAUCAAACUCCAUCGCUAUAAGCUGGCCGACACUCGUUUGCCACACAACAACGGACGGAUAUCGCUCGAUUUCAAGCCGGAUUUGGUACGAGAAGUGCAACUCUGCGAUCGCACCAAAUCGGAUCCGGCUUCGAAGCACAAACAGCAUCGCAAAAGCGAAUCGGACGUUACCCAAGAGUGGCAGCACAUGUUCACGGCCAUCGAUUCACAUUCCCCAUCGCCAACGUCGCCGUCUAAUGACUCGGUCACGUCGGUUCUGACGGUGACCAACUUGGCUCCGCCAACUCAACCGACGCCUACGUCGAGUCUGGUGGAAUACAGUAUGCCGGAGCGAACCGCUAUGCAAGAGCGAUCCGCCGAAUGUCGAGUGGAGUUUGAAGGUCUUGUGACUAAGAUGAAAACAAGGUAUGCAUCGUUCGCGCUCAACAGAGAUCUACGAGACCCAGCGACGAAUGCUCAUCCGCUGCAUUCCGGAUGGAAGAUGAACGGAACAAUCGUCGCCCAUUUGCAUGAGCACAAGGCGGCUGUAAGCCGAAUGACCACGCUGAAGCCGUAUGGAUCGCUUUUCGCGACUGCUUCGAUUGAUUCCACGGUGCGCCUUUGGGAUUGCAACAAACUCGAUGGGCAACAGUCGAUCAACCGAUCCAGGCAGUCUUACCACGCAAAUACUCCACUGCAUGCCAUCGCAGCAUGCGACGCCGGUCAAUCGUUAGCAAUCGCUGGCAAAGAUGGCGCUUUGCUAUUGCUGAAGAUCGACACCAACUCGAGCAAGAUGGCUCUCCAGCAGGCGCGACAUCUCGAUUCGAACACUCGAGUUGAUCGAGUUGGCGGAGAACCGCAAGAUGACGGUCCUGUGGUCGAGAUGCAGCCUCUGGAUCAGGGGGCCCAAAGUGUGAUAGUCUAUGCUACCUUAUAUGGAGCACUGGUGGGAUGGGACAUCCGCAUGCCGGGUUAUGCAUGGCGGCUAGAAAGCGAUCUCAGAAAAGGCGUAAUAACCACUUUUUGCAUAGAUCCUACCAGCUCAUGGCUAACGGUCGGGACGAGUAGUGGCAGGCACAUUUGCUGGGACUUACGUUUCCGACUGCCGAUAGCGGAGAUCAAACAUCCUCACGAUUCCAGAAUACGACGCGUUUCGCAUCACCCUACGGAGCCGUCGUGGCUAGUGUCGGCCUCCCAAGGGAACAACGAAGUCUACGUGUGGAACAUCGAAACCGGUCAUCGGCAGCAAGCUUUCUGGGCAAGUCCCAAUCCGCCGCUUUCGAACGCUAACGUAUCGUCACAUUCCGUGUGUGCUCUGUUGCCCGGCGUAGUCGAUGGCAAUGGGUUUCUGCUUACCGGAGGAACUGAUCAACGGAUUCGGUAUUGGGAUCCGAUUAACGUCGACAAUUGUUCCUUGGUUGUUCCUGCGCCUAGGGAUUACCUUUCUACGUCUAACAUUUCAUACGAAUCUCGUUUGAUCGACGGAACGCGAGUAAUUUCCGAGAUUCACUACAACAGCGGCGGCGGCGGUGGAGGCGGAGGAACCGGAGUACCGGAUCGUAGCACGCGAGCGGGCUCGGAGGAUGCACCACGUUCGGGACCGGAAAUGCCCGCCCCAGGACAUCACGACGUGAUCAGCGAUAUGCUGAUGUGUCGCACGUCGAAGCAGACGUUCAUCGUUUCCAGUAGCCGUGAUGGCGUGGUCAAAUUGUGGAAGUAAGUGAUAUAUAUAUAUAACUUUAAAUUAAAAUAUUCGAACGCUACGAGAUUGACGUAAUAUAAUUAUCGCAUUCUUAAAAUUAUCUCAAAUCGA
This is a messenger RNA of Aedes albopictus (Asian tiger mosquito), 4313 nucleotides long. RefSeq names its product phosphoinositide 3-kinase regulatory subunit 4 (gene Vps15). Gene Ontology annotation, molecular function: protein serine/threonine kinase activity; protein binding; ATP binding. The transcript has 7 exons. Gene Ontology annotation, cellular component: nucleus-vacuole junction; phosphatidylinositol 3-kinase complex, class III, type II; phosphatidylinositol 3-kinase complex, class III, type I. The coding region runs from base 150 to 4220 and encodes 1356 amino acids. Gene Ontology annotation, biological process: autophagy of peroxisome; protein targeting to vacuole; macroautophagy. Lineage: Eukaryota; Metazoa; Arthropoda; Insecta; Diptera; Culicidae. The record is from RefSeq and is a predicted model, not a curated record.